UCUACCUUGCAGUCACGCAAAUGCACCAUGCUAUGCCCGCCUCCUGGCUUCUCAGCGACCGUUUCUUCACCGUCCUCGUCAUCUCAGGCGCCCGCAGGGACCUUGUCCAUUCCACCACGCACUUCGCCGAAGCAAUGGACAUGCAGAUCCCCAUCGACCUCAGCACCUUCCCCGCCGCCAUCAAAGCACGCAGCCACGCUCAGCUCCACGCCAACAAACUCGUCUACGAGCCGCCGGUCGCCAAUCCAACCCCCUUCCAGAAGUCGAGGAAAGGAAGAAAGCUGGUCGAGGGCGUAUAUGUGAGCUUAGAAAAGGUGGCUCAGUUAAAACAGGGCGAUAAUGUGAUCAAUAAGUGGGAGAUGAAGACGGCGAGUGAUGCAAGGGGUGGGCUGCCCAAGUGGAUGCAGAAUAUGGGCGUUCCCGGCGCGAUUGCGAAGGAUGUCGGGUUAGCAGGGAAGUUUAUAUUAGAAGCGACGGAGGAGGGCGUGAGUGGGCCUACUUUGGUCCCGUAUGAAGCGUUGCGUAUAUGCUUGGACAUGGAGCUUGAUAUAAGAGUAGGCUGGAGCCGAGGUAGUGGUGGAGGGGGUUUUGAGCAGGGUAGAGGAUGAGAGGGCUCCAGCACCAUUGCUUCGAGCGGGCGAGAUAGGGGUUGAGAUCGCGUGGAGGUGGAGGGCUAUGCUGUAAGUAUGCUUCUCUGUAAGAAUAGCUCUGUACCUUGAUAAUGGACCCUGGCGCUGUUCACCGGGCCGAUCGUUUAUAGAUUCUGAUGCCUCAUUUAGUUUCGUUGGGCAGGAGGAAUGCCGGACUGGGACUGUAACUGAGCAGAGAAGGUAAUCAAGAGUAGUUCUUCGUGAUCACUACGAGACUUUUGGGAAAUUACAUUGAGGCUCGAGUCAUGACUCGAGGCGGG
Molecule: messenger RNA, 910 nt
Organism: Trematosphaeria pertusa
Lineage: Eukaryota; Fungi; Ascomycota; Dothideomycetes; Pleosporales; Trematosphaeriaceae
Exons: 1
Coding region: 33-608 (191 amino acids)
Source: RefSeq, a predicted model, not a curated record